Molecule: messenger RNA, 3535 nt
Organism: Annulohypoxylon maeteangense
Lineage: Eukaryota; Fungi; Ascomycota; Sordariomycetes; Xylariales; Hypoxylaceae
Exons: 3
Coding region: 249-3431 (1060 amino acids)
Source: RefSeq, a predicted model, not a curated record
UAUUCUAUUGGGCGCCGGUUGAAGCAGAAGGACCGAGCUUGACAUCAUUCAAUGGAUCUCCUUGUUGUCAUAUUCAUGCAAAAACACCGCCUAGAGCCCUUGCGAGUCUGAAGACGGAACUAAAACAAUACAUGCCGACCCUGUUCGAUACCGUAGGUAAUACAUACCAAUGGUUUGAAAGUUGUGGACAUAAAGUACCUAUUGAGUUACGUGAGAAAAGAACUUGAAAGAUUUGAGCUUGGGACGAUAUGGAUUCAAAUUCAGUUUCCGAAGCAGUUGCUGCUUCUAAUAGAAAUGUUAUAGGUGCAACGGACCCAUUCGAAUCCCUUUCGUCUUCCACCGCAAAAACCACAACUAAAACCACCACUGCGCCCGGGACCAUCACCGCUACAACAAAUCAAAUUAAUCACACUAACCCAACUUCCACUUCCAAUCCCAAAACAACAAUAACAACAACAACCACAACCUCCUCACCGUCUAAUAAUAGGCAUUCUACUAUCCUGCACGCACACCGACAAAGUCAUAAUUCUUCUAAGCUCCCCGCCUAUCGCUUUGCCGAUCUGAAGAAAGAACCCAUCGCCUUGCCUUCGCUUCUGCAAAGUCAUCAGAUUCCACCUUCGCCUGUCUCACCUAUUUCGGAUUCUCACACCGGAACGCAACCAAACACAUCGAGGGAAAUAUCCCCACAGCCGGAGCCAGCGCAUCAGAGUCAGCAUAAACAUAAUAGCGACCAUACUAGCCCUGUCUCACAAGAACAAUCGAGAAUUGAAAACCUGAGUCCAAGGUCUCGGGCAUCCACAUUUCAAUCCCCCCGCGUCCUAUCGACCGCCACAUCUACAUCAUCUGCCAAUGCAAAACGCUCAACUUCUCUAGAUUCGACCACCGCCUCCGCCUCUGCUAUUGGAAAUACUAAUAAACAUACGCCUAUCAGAGCUAGCGUCACGUCGCCCGCAGAUUCCACCGACACCGUUGCCACAGCACGGCCCCGACAUAGACGUGCGCCUUUGUCGGGUAAUUCGGCUAGCGAGACGUCUUCUGGCCAUCGAAUGCACGCAUCUGACGAUAGUCGGGGUGCGUCAUCAGGAGAAGAGAUAAGUAGGGAGUUGGCGCACGGGCAGCGGGAACUCCUAUUACCAAAAACAAUUCAGAGAACCGCGACCGAUGACAGGAGGAACUCUGUGGCAAGACGACCACCCGUAUCAUACAAACCACCCGUAAACUCUAACGCUUCGGGCGUUACUGCAUCUAUCCCGCCAAUUCGAUCAUUUCGGUCCUCCGGCGAGCGGCGGCGGAGUCUCGUGCUCGACAUGAAUGCCCGCUCGAUGCGCGGUUAUGAAGGGAGUGAGGAUUACGGCGAUUCAAACCACCGCGACAGGACAUUGCGCGCAUUAGAGGGGAGACGUUUUGACGAUGCCUCACAGAUAACACCGCCCGAUUCAGCAGGAGAUCGUCCGGACGGUGAUGAUAGUGGAGAUCUAUUUCUUAAGAUCGCGCGAGAGGACACAUUACGCCGCAAUGCUGACAACAAUGGAAACUAUGGAGACAGCCAAAGUGCCCUUUCACGAGUAGCACGAACCAAUCGACGACCUCUCUCCGUAGGCGUCUCCUCAUAUCAACCUUCUUCACCUCCCCAAGUAGUUCGUCGCAUGUCAGAUCAGGAGACUUCCAGAUCUCGAGGUUUUGAAGACCAGCCAGGAGAAAGAGUCGCCCGUAGUCUUACUUACAGAGGCAUAUCCAGAGACAAGCAAACCGACGAGAUGAAACUCAAAAGUGCCAGCAAUACUCCUCUUCGCGCUUCUCCAUUGACCCCUCGAUCGAUGGUAUUCCAAGAUGGUCUUUCUUCUGACCAAGGGUCUGUCUCCAAUCGAAGAAGACAGGCUUCAAUCGACAACGGCUCUAAUCACCCAUCCCGCAUGUCAUCGCUGAAGCAGGGUAGCGUUAAUUACAGUCACCCUCGUACCUAUAACUCUUCGCCAUUGGUACCCAAACCUACAGAAUAUCAGAAACAUGAAUCCCAAGUGGACGACGCGAAUCACGGCGUCGAGGGAACAAAUUCGACGGCUUCCACCGCCGCACCUUCAACUGUAUGGGAUGAACUCGAUGACCUUAAAUCUCGCAUACAUCGCCUUGAGCUAACUGGCAAGCUUCCCCCAACAUCUGGCGCCGCCAUAUCACGAGCAUCCGAAGAACGACCGCCGACCGCCCAUACCAAUGCAACGACUCUGUCAGCUUCUCCGAAACGUGGAUCUGGGGGUGCCGUACAAGCACCAGAGAUAAACAUAUCAAGAGACGGUCACCCAUUAUUACAUUCCGCUCUAACAAAAUCUAAACAAUUCCUCAGCGUGGAAGUUUUCGAGGCAUUAGAGACAGCUGCCAACGAUGCGCUGUCUCUUUCUACGAUGAUGGGCACUCCUGGCCAACCAGGCCCCAUUUCGAGCGGUGCAAGUAGCAUUGGUGGUGGUGGCAGUGGUGCCACCAUUACUGAUCGCCAACUCAGACGAAAAGCAGAUAGUAUCUGUCGCAGUCUAACCGAGUUAUGUCUUGCCCUAAGUGAAGGGGCAGCUCAGCUAAAGCCUCAACAAGCUCCGCCAAUAGUUCCGGAGGAUGUCACGAUUACAAGCCCCACGAUCACGAAAUUUCCCGAAACAAUGACCAAGUUCCCGGGAGUAGCUGCUUCAAGGCGACCGAGCGCCGUAGAUCGUAGCCUCGCAUCGAUGCACAGCAGCCCUAGAGCUUUGUCCCGUUUUGAAGAUAGACGGCUCAACACAACAGUGACGAGCACACUGCCCGCUCCUCGAUACAGCACCACUGUUCCCGUUACUCCCACAGAUGAUAUGGUACCUUCGGCCGGCCGGAAGACAGCGAUGCUGAUAUCUCGUUCUCGUCGAGCCGGAACAGAGGAUCCAGAGGAGGGGCGCAAGUCUUCGCUGUUGAGAACUCGUCGCGCUACAACGGAGGAGCCAGAGGAUAUGUCGGAUCGCAAACCUUUAUUAAUCAGAGCCCGUCGGGGAACGGUAAACAACGAUGACGAAGAAAGUCGUUUCCGCGCUCCCUCGCGCGCUACUACUGAGGUUCAGGGGGGUAGAUCUGGAACCCGUGAAUACACAUCGCAGCUUCCUGCACCUCCUUUGAAAGAAUCCGAGCCCUUGGCGUCUUCGGCUCUCCCUAGAAGGCGUCUUGGGUCUUCGGCACUCAACACUAGAUUGGUGCUCCCGGCGACAUCAUCACCAAACAUCGCUACACCUCAACGGCGAUAUUUCGACCGAUCAACGCCGGACCGUGAAACUUACAACAACAUCGGAGACAGAAUUGUCGAAGAUCGGCAUCAACGCCAAUAUUCCGUCGUAUCUCGCGCCGGAAGUUUGGACAAACGAGCCAACCGUGGAAGUAUGAUUGCCACGAGCUCUCCCGCAACGGGCGGCUACCGAUAAUGCUAUAACGACUAUGAUACGCUCAUGACAUUGUAACAAUAGAAAGUCAUUUGGGCCAAGGCAGUCCCCCAUUAACACGAACUUUGCAUAGUUAGACGGUUUUU